AAUAAGACACACACCUGUCCUAGGUGCUUUUACUCAAAUGUCCUGUCCUGGCCAGGUCUGUUCUCACACAGGUAUCCAGCAGGACACAACACAUACACACACUCCUGCUGCCAGUAUGCCAGAUGAAAAGAUGGACGAGACUAAGAAAAAAAAGAAAAAGACCGCUGAGUGUUGUGGAUAUCCAAUCAGCAUUUUCUUUAUUGUGGUCAAUGAGUUCUGUGAGAGAUUUUCCUACUAUGGCAUGCGAGCUGUGUUGGUGCUGUAUUUCCGGUAUUUUUUGCUUUGGGAUGAUGACCUUGCGACUUCCAUCUAUCAUGCUUUUGUGGCGCUGUGCUACUUGACACCCAUCUUGGGUGCCAUCAUUGCUGACUCCUGGCUUGGGAAGUUCAAAACAAUCAUAUACCUGUCCAUAGUGUACGCCAUCGGCCAGGUCACCAUGGCCAUCAGCACUAUUCAUGACAUCACAGAUGCAAACAGAGACGGCACACCGGAUAACUUCACCUUCCACAUUGCUCUGUCCAUGCUGGGUUUGAUCCUCAUUGCUCUGGGCACUGGGGGUAUUAAACCGUGUGUGGCUGCUUUUGGUGGCGAUCAGUUUCAGGAACAUCAGAGUCGCCAACUCAACACAUUUUUCUCAGUGUUUUAUUUGUGCAUUAAUGCAGGGAGCCUUCUUUCCACACUCAUUACACCUGUUCUCAGAGCUCAAGAGUGUGGCAUCCACACUCAGCAGCAGUGUUAUCCUCUGGCUUUUGGGGUCCCAGCCGUUCUCAUGGUCAUAUCUCUGGUGGUGUUCAUCGCUGGCAGUGGCAUGUAUGUCAAAACAGAUCCGGAAGGAAACAUUAUGUGGUCCGUGUGUAAAUGUAUAGGGUUUGCCAUCAAAAACCGAUUCAGGCACAGAAGCAGCAGCUAUCCAAAGAGGGAACACUGGAUGGACUGGGCCAAUGAGAAAUAUGAUAAACUUCUUAUCGCUCAGAUAAAGAUGGUGUUGAAGGUGUUGUUCCUCUACAUUCCUCUGCCCAUGUUUUGGACCCUGUUUGAUCAGAAGGGCUCUCGCUGGACUCUCCAGGCCACUACCAUGAGCGGAGACUUUGGAGCAUUCAUCCUGCAGCCAGACCAGAUGCAGACUGUGAACCCAAUCCUGAUCCUGACCCUGGUGCCUAUUAUGGACCGGUUAAUUUUCCCUCUCAUCCAAAAGUGUGGCCUCAAUUUCAGCCCUUUGAAGAGAAUGACGGUUGGCAUGCUGUUUGCUGCCAUGGCAUUUGUCUCUGCAGCUCUGGUCCAGAUUGAGAUUGAUAAAACAUUGCCAAAUUUCCCAUCAUCCUCUGAGAGCCAGCUAAAGGUGGUGAACACGUACAGCAGAACACUGAAUGUGACCAUCUCACCCAAUGAACAUCUUCUGAUAGAGUCAUUUGGGAGCAGUGCAGAUUACAUGACGUUUGACCAUCAGGACAUCACAGUGUCCUUGAACACAAAUCCUGUGAUCACUAAAGCUUUCAGUUUAAUCAAGGGGGGGCGCCAGACCCUCAUCAUCCCCUCUGACCCAUCCAUCAUGUAUCUGGAAGAAGACGUCAAGUCCAAACCAAGGGAAGGAAAGAACGCCAUUAGGUUUGUGAAUGGCUAUACAGCAGAUCUGAAUAUCACCAACCUGGAUUCCAUCGAACCAUCAGCCACUACAAACUACACACUGGUGAAUCAGGGGAAGCGGGAUUUCGUGCUCAGACAUGGUGAACAGUGGUGUGAGUUUUCCCGGAAGUUUGGAUUCGGUGCCUCAUACACCUUCCUCAUCCCCAGCACUGUGUUCUCAGAUGAUUGUGAAUCUAUAACAGAAGUUGAGGACAUGAAGCCCAACUCGGUCCACAUGGCUCUGCAGAUUCCUCAGUACUUCCUCAUUACUACAGGAGAGGUCAUGUUCUCAGUCACUGGCCUGCAGUUCUCGUACUCACAGGCUCCAAAGAACAUGAAGUCCGUGCUGCAGGCCGGCUGGUUGUGCACCAAUGCCGUGGGAAACAUCAUUGUGCUGAUUGUGGCAGAGCUAGGAAAGCUUCCCAAACAGUGGGCAGAGUAUUUGCUGUUUGCGUCGCUUCUAGUGGCUGUGAGCAUCAUCUUCUCCAUCAUGGCUUAUUUCUACACCUACAUAGACCCAGCAGAGAUUGAGGCCCAGGUCAGGAAAGAGCAAGGGCUUGAGCCAGAAGAGAUGGAGAAAGAGACACUAGAAAUGGAGGAAAAAGAUGAAGACCAGAAAAACGAGCAGGGGGUCAAACAAACCAAGAUAUGAGAUUUGUGAAGAUUGGAUUGUGCUGAUAUCUAAGCUUUAGUGCUAUAUUUAUUAAAAUACAUAUAAAAAACUGUGAACAGACAUAUUGACAUUUGAAUCCAUCAUUGUUAAAUUCAUUGUGACCGUUGGCUGUAAGACCCCACUGAGUGAAUCAGAUGUAGCAAGAAAAAUUAAAAAACCUUCUGUCAUGAUAUCGUUAGAUAUGGUUUAUGAUGCAGAUGUACUCUGGUUAGUGUUUUUGUGUGUGAUCCAUUUUUUUUAAGCUAAUAAACUACACUGCUAUGAAA
Messenger RNA from Cyprinus carpio (common carp), 2562 nucleotides. RefSeq names its product solute carrier family 15 member 1a (gene slc15a1a). Gene Ontology annotation, cellular component: membrane. Gene Ontology annotation, molecular function: dipeptide transmembrane transporter activity. The record is from RefSeq and is a predicted model, not a curated record. Gene Ontology annotation, biological process: oligopeptide transport; transmembrane transport. NCBI's taxonomy places the organism in Eukaryota, Metazoa, Chordata, Actinopteri, Cypriniformes, Cyprinidae.